AUGGGAAAGAAAGGCGACCAGAAGGACAAGGCCGCCCCCUCGCGCCGCCAAUCUUCGAAAAGCAACAUCGUCGUCCCCGAGGAGACCCAGACCACGGCCGGAGUGCCCAGCGGUGCAUCUUGGAAUGCUGGAUGCCUCGAGAACUACCACAACGCGAUAGAGGAGCUUCUGGGCUACUGGGAGAACAUCGCCCACUUCGACCCCAAGAUGGCCAAGAUGGCCCUGGUGGACAAGGGUGUCGAGGAGAAGUACAGAUGCAGCAACAACUUGUUCCGCAGCAACCUCCGUUUCAACGUGGACCCCAACGUGCCGAUCAGGCAGAGCGCAAUUGACAGCAUCAUUGCCUACUACUAUGAGCAGCCCGCCACGUUCCAGGAGACCUACGAAUGCGUGGUGUCGCAAGCAUGGGCAAAUGAUGUUUCGCGCAUGAAGACCAAUGCUGGUGAUGUGCACCCCGUGGUCCCGGUGGAGCACAUCAUGGCCUUCGUCCUGGCGGCGCGGAGGGACAUCGGCGAUGAGGAGAAGAUGAAGGCGUGGAAAUUCGCCUUCCUGACCGUGAGCUUUUCGUACCACGUCUGCUCCGACGCCGAUGCUUUUUGGAUGGCACAGAAUUCGAGACAGGCCAAGAAACACGCUGACAUGACUAUGACGCUGACAUGUCUGCAGAAGAUCUUCUCUGUGCUCAACCACAAAGCACGCCUGGAGAAGGCGAACGGCGGCAAGGAGAUGGGUGUGGACGAGUUCUGCAAGCUCUAUGAGGAGAACUUCAAGCAUGCCAACGAGAAUGAGCGGGUCAGUGACAGCUUCGUGGACACCGCUCUCACAAUGGGCAAGCGUGUCUUGAAAGACGAAAAGCUGGCCAAUCUCUUGCUGAAAGCGGACGAACACCCGCGCGGAUCGCCAUUCGAUCAGUACACUAAGUUGCAGUUGCUGAUCCAGAAGGGUAAGUGGGACGGCUACGUGAACAAGUGGCUUGGGAGCGAGUACAUGAGCCAGCGAGCCCUGAAAGGCGACACCUUUCCAGGAGGGACGGGAGGCCUCUUGAUUGGCAUGCUUGAAAUGAAGAAAGUGCUGCUGACCAGCUCCGUCGGGCUGCUGGGAUGCAUGUUGCAAGGGAUGCAAGUCUGA
This is a messenger RNA of Symbiodinium sp. CCMP2592, 1128 nucleotides long. The record is from the annotation of a GenBank genome assembly. Lineage: Eukaryota; Dinophyceae; Suessiales; Symbiodiniaceae.